Panicum virgatum (switchgrass) is the source of this 1801-nucleotide messenger RNA. Its product is annotated as ankyrin repeat and protein kinase domain-containing protein 1-like. Gene Ontology annotation, molecular function: protein binding. NCBI's taxonomy places the organism in Eukaryota, Viridiplantae, Streptophyta, Magnoliopsida, Poales, Poaceae. The record is from RefSeq and is a predicted model, not a curated record. The transcript has 12 exons. Bases 153 to 1439 code for a protein of 428 amino acids.
GUGGGAGUUCUUGGUGUCGUGUACGGUGUACGCUUACCGUUUACGCGGCGCCGUCGCCGAUCCACUUGCUUCUCCAGCUCCCAACCUGCACGUCCCCCCGUCCUCGCUCCAAAACUCCACCAAGUACCAGCCGCCGCCGAUCACCGCCCGCCAUGGCGCCGCCCCCUACCUGUGGUCCCGGCUCGCCGCAGCGGCGGCUCUUCCAGGCGGCGGCCGACGGCAACCUCCAUCUCUUCAAGAGGACUGCGAGCGCGCUGGACGCCGGGAGGGGCCGCCUCAGGGAGGCGGUCGAGGCCGUGAGGAGCCGCGGUGCCAGGGCGCUGCACGUCGCCGCGGGCCACGGGAGGAUGUCGGUGUGCUCGUACCUCGUCGAGGAGCUCCUCGUGGACGUCAACGCGUCCGACGACUCAGGAGAUACACCUCUGGCCUAUGCAGUUCGUAGUGGCACUUUGGACACUGUGCAAUAUCUUCUUGAUCAUGAUGCUAAUCCAGAUAAGCCUAAUGGAAAAGGGUCUACCCCUCUCCAUUUAGCUGCUGCAGGAGGAAGUUGUGAAAUGUUGAAAGCCUUACUCUCAAAAGGGGCCAAUGUUGAUUCAUUUUGUGUUACUGGGACACCAUUGCAUAUGGCUGCUUACUUUAAACAGGAUGGUGCUAUGAAGAUUUUGUUGGACCACAAUGCAGAUUGUAACAAGGUAGUUAACACAGUCUGCACUCCGCUUUUCAUGGCACUCUCUGCUGGCUCACUUAAAUGUGUGAAGCUUCUGAUUAAGGCUGGUGCUGAUGUGAAGGGUGUUGGCACUGUAACUCCCUUAAUAAUUGCUGCCAACGAGGGCUUAACUGACUUCUACAAUUGCUUACUGGAGGCUGGUGCAGAUCCUGAUGUUCGUGAUGAUUUUGGUCACCUUCCAAUUGAACUUGCUGCAUAUAAAAACAGAAGGAAAGAUGUUGAGAUUCUACUUCCAGUAACUUCACGUGUUCCAUAUGUUCAUGAUUGGAGCGUCGAUGGGAUAAUCAAUUUUGUGAAAUCAAUGCCAUCCGUCGAGGAUGAUUCCAUGUACAAAAUGAAACCAGAUGAUCUCAAGUUAGAAGGAAGCAAGGCUUACAAGAGAAAGGAUUAUGCUACUGCUGUAAAACUCUACUCUAUGGCAGCAGAUCAGUGCCCUGAUGACUCAACCUUGUACUCAAAUAGGUGCCUUUGCUGGCUUAAGAUGGGUGAAGGGGACCAAGCGUUGAGUGAUUCUGGAAUUUGCAGGAUGCAGCGCCCUGGCUGGGCAAAGGCUUGCUACCUGCAAGGAGCUGCUCAGAUGUUACUUAAGGACUAUGAAAAGGCAUGCGAUGCAUUUCUUGAUGGUCUCAAACUGGACCCAGCAAAUGUUGAGAUUGAGAAAGCGUUAUGGGAGGCCAUCAACUGCUUGAAGACAUCUCACACAACCAAGUAAUUUGUCAGAUCUCUCUUUUGCCAAGGGGUUACUCCAGAAGUUCCAUGACUUUCGCUAGUUCCUCAUCAACGUGUAAAGGGUUGUUGAGUUUACAACCCCUCCGGUCUUGUUAAUAUGAGUUCUUUGAUUCGUCCUGCUAACUCUCGAUUAGGUCAUGAAGAAUUAUCAAGUCUCUUCUUUCUGCGUGUGCUAGGUCGUACUAGGUAGUAUUUGCUUGGAAAUGCUGGCCUUGUAGGUCUCGUAAUGUCAUAACACCAUGACCCUUAUUUUUUAUCAGCUCUCAACCCAACUCUGCGCUACUAUGUGCUGAUAAAAAGUACACUAUAUAGAGUUGUUGGAUCAUGUAUUUAUUGCGACUUGCA